Messenger RNA from Rhipicephalus sanguineus (brown dog tick), 2169 nucleotides. Its product is annotated as growth/differentiation factor 8. Gene Ontology annotation, cellular component: extracellular region. NCBI's taxonomy places the organism in Eukaryota, Metazoa, Arthropoda, Arachnida, Ixodida, Ixodidae. The coding region runs from base 822 to 2108 and encodes 428 amino acids. The record is from RefSeq and is a predicted model, not a curated record. The transcript has 2 exons. Gene Ontology annotation, molecular function: cytokine activity; growth factor activity. Gene Ontology annotation, biological process: SMAD protein signal transduction.
AAGUGCAGUCGUCGCGGCCGUUUAUAAAAGCGCGUCGCAUCAGGUGCUAUCGCCGCAUUCGGCAAACAAGACUCCCGCCACCGGCAAACUUGUUGCCCUCCGCCGCUCAGUUGUGUUUCGCCCGGCACCCGUCGCACGUCGCCACCGCCGCUUAAUUAUUUCUUUUUUUUUUUCAUUUUUCGCCCGACGUUUGUUAUCCUUGCUAGCAGCGCAGCCGCUCCCCCCCCCCUUACCCACUCUUCCUCAACCCCCCACCCCCACUACCAUCUCAGUUCUUUUCUCUUGGAGCGUUUAGUAUUUCCGUGAUUCGCUUCCCGCCUCAGGAAAGCCCGGGAUCUUUAUCGUACGACACACUGUGUUGUGCGGGUCGUUCGUCCGGCCCUCUCUAGAUUUUUUUCUUGCUUUUAUUUUCACUAUCGCGUCAAAGAAACGACACGGACUAAGCUGUACCGGCGUGUAGCCAACAGUCGCCCGGGUCCCAGAGUGUCGCGUCAGGCCUUUUUUCAUCUUCUGCUUCUUCUGCUCCCCGGUGUCGUCUGCUAUCCCGGUCACUGAGAGCUGCGUCUGCCGCUCCAUCUGCGCCCGACAACAAGACCCCGGAGUUGACCGCUCCAAACCCGGGUAUAUCCGGCCUCCGUAGAUGUUGUGUCGGACUGUGCACCGUCCGGAUGUUGUCGCAUUGCGCGAUCGGUAGUGACCGGACGCACUAAGUGGCCCAGUGCAAGGUUGCAAAACCAGCGCCUGAACUCCACCUUCGUCUCCAAGCCACCGUAAUCUCCUCACCGGUGUUACCUCGAACGUACAGGGCGACGUCAAACACGAUGCAUCACCACCGGCACGACAACGCCAUCCCCAACUGCCACGGGACCAUAUCCGAGUGCGUCUUCUGCUGCGUCUUCCUUACGGCCUUCUCGUCGGCCGUAAUGUUGAACUCCUCCCCGACGUACAACGCUGUAGGCGGCCGCCACCACCCGGCGUCCGUCUACACGUCCUCGGCAUGCGACGACUGCGCGGCUCGCAAGCUCGCCGAACAGGCCAACAACGCCGAGUACAGGUACGCCCGCAUCGAACUGAUCAAGCAGCAGAUACUGAAGAAACUUCGACUCAAAGAACCACCCAACGUGAGGAUACCGCGGUCCGUGCUGCCGUCCGUUCUUGCCGACAAAGACCUCCUGCCGUCGCCGGCGACGCUGGCAGCAGACGACGAGAGGAACUCUCGACCCCAGGAGGACUUCUACGGCACGAUGCAGACGGCUGUCAUCUUCCCGCAAAACGAUUCUAACGAGUGCGUUUCGGGGAGUCCGCACCUGGGCAGCUGCUUCGUCUUCCACCUGAGCAACGAGCUGACGAGCCGCAGCGUUGCGCACGCCGAGCUCUGGGUCUUCAAGGACCUGGACCCGUCGUCGUCGUCGUCGGCCGUCAACCACACCUUCGUCGUGUCCGAGCUGUCCGUGUCGGACUCGCACCGCAGCAACCGACACCACCACCGCCACCAAACGAUGCUGCGCAAGCGUGUGGUCGCCUUCGAGAGCAGUUCCCCGAGGCCCGAGUGGCUGCGGUUCGACCUGACGAGCCUCGUCACGCAGUGGGCGGGACGUCGCAGCAACCGUCCCCGGGUCCUGGAGAUCAGCUGCAAGACGUGCGGCAACCUGAGGAAUGCCCUUCCGUCGGGGACGCCCGUCGGUUCGAGCGGCGACAAGCAGCCCUUUCUGGUGGUUCGCACGGACCCGAACGCACCGUCCCCGCACUCGCGGUCCAGGCGAAGCGUGGACUGUAGCUCGUCCAUAUCGCGCUGCUGUCGCGAGUCUUUCUACGUGUCCUUCAAGGAGAUCGGCUGGGACAGCUGGAUCAUCCAGCCGACCGGCUACUCGGCAAACUUCUGCCGCGGCUCGUGCAUACAUGACAUCAGCGUCAACAAGUACCACCACACCACGGUGCUCCAGAGGUUCCUGCACAGCGCGUCGGGCCUCAACGACACGCUCAAGCUGAGUCUGUGCUGCACGCCGUCGCGCCUCUCCUCCAUAUCGCUCAUCUUCAUGGACGAAGACCACGUGCUCAAGCAGAAGAGCCUGCCCAACAUGGUGGUCGAAGCGUGCGAGUGUGCGUGACCGCGUGGUGCCGCGCCGAAAUGUUUUAGGUUAAAAAGUAAAACAAAGACUCCAUUCCUUU